AUGGGACGAGACGAGCGACCAAGUGGAGAGGACGAUAUGGAUGUGUAUGAAGAAGAGGCCAUCCUAAAGGAAGGAGGCUGGAAGGGGAUGGUUCAAUGA
Messenger RNA from Sclerotinia sclerotiorum 1980 UF-70, 99 nucleotides. RefSeq lists its product with no specific name. The coding region runs from base 1 to 99 and encodes 32 amino acids. The transcript has a single exon. The record is from RefSeq and is a predicted model, not a curated record. NCBI's taxonomy places the organism in Eukaryota, Fungi, Ascomycota, Leotiomycetes, Helotiales, Sclerotiniaceae.